AUGGCGUUCUACGGGUACGAAGAGGAGGAGGUGUGGAAGUGUCUAAAACACCCUUCCAGGCAGCGGCCCCGCAACGGGAUCUGCCCCGUCUGCCUGCACGACCGCCUCAUCACCCUCUGCCCCGACUGCGCCAACGUGCGCCCCUGCGCCUGCUGCCCGGCCAACACCACGACGCCGUCCUCGUCGUCCUCUUCGGUGUCGGACGGAGGGCCCGGCGAAUCCGGGCCCUUGUCGAGCCUCAUCGACGACGACGGCGAGCCUAACAAUUUCCGGCGAUCGCGAUCUGUCGCGGUUCCGUUCUUCCGUUCGAGGCUCGCCGGGGACAGAGAAUCCGGCGGGAAAUUUCCUCCGGCGGCGGGGACUCGGAGCAACUCGUCGAUUUGGUCGGUGUUCAGGACGCACAAGAGUAAAAAAGGCCAAGAAAAUAAUAAAAGAGGCCAAGAAGAAGUGGAUGAUUACGAGCAGCGAGUGGUAAUGAGGUCGAGAUCGGUGGGCGUGGCGGCGAAGGGAGAAGUCGCUGGGAGAGUUAAAAAGGGGAAUGAUUGUACAGGAAAUAUAUCUAUUGAGGAUCUGGAUGUUGACAUACUAAUAUCUUGA
Rhododendron vialii is the source of this 597-nucleotide messenger RNA. RefSeq lists its product as uncharacterized. The coding region runs from base 1 to 597 and encodes 198 amino acids. The transcript is spliced from 2 exons. The record is from RefSeq and is a predicted model, not a curated record. NCBI's taxonomy places the organism in Eukaryota, Viridiplantae, Streptophyta, Magnoliopsida, Ericales, Ericaceae.